This is a messenger RNA of Dromiciops gliroides (monito del monte), 506 nucleotides long. RefSeq names its product cytochrome c oxidase subunit NDUFA4-like. The record is from RefSeq and is a predicted model, not a curated record. The transcript has a single exon. Lineage: Eukaryota; Metazoa; Chordata; Mammalia; Microbiotheria; Microbiotheriidae. The coding region runs from base 97 to 345 and encodes 82 amino acids.
GCCUCCUGCUCCUCCCCCUUCUCCUCCGCAGUGACAUUGGGCUCCGAGACGCGAGCGCAGCAGCGACCUCAGCCUCCGAGUCCCGCAGCCGCCGCCAUGCUUCGAAUGAUCCUCAACCAGGCCAAGAAGCACCCAAGCUUGAUCACCCUGUUCAUAUUCAUCGGAGCUGGGGGCACCGGGGCAACUCUGUAUGUCAUGCGCCUGGCACUCUUCAAUCCCGACGUCAGUUGGGACAGAAAGAAUAACCCAGAGCCUUGGAACAAAAUGAAUCCCACUGAUCAGUACAAGUUCUACUCAGUAAACAUGGAUUAUAGCAAACUGAAGAAAGAAGGCCCAGAAUUCUAAGUGAAAAUGGUUUUUCCCAGCUGCUGAGAAUGAAGGUCUUCCAAAAGCCAUCCGCACAGUGCUCCACAAGAUUAGGAAAUGCUUGAUUUUCCCCUCAUGUUGCAUGAAAUCAUGUUGAGUUUAACAUGCAAAUAAAAAUGUGAAACGAAAAAAAAAAAAAA